This is a messenger RNA of Guyanagaster necrorhizus, 785 nucleotides long. RefSeq lists its product as uncharacterized. The transcript is spliced from 5 exons. Lineage: Eukaryota; Fungi; Basidiomycota; Agaricomycetes; Agaricales; Physalacriaceae. The record is from RefSeq and is a predicted model, not a curated record. Bases 231 to 674 code for a protein of 147 amino acids.
CGAAUGCCGAGAUACUUUCUACUGUAGAGCCACGGUUGUUCUAUUGUGCCCGAACGACCCGUGUAUUCUGCGUCGUGGGUCGUCGUUCUUUACCGUGGAUCAUGUCAGCUGUUCCUUGGCCCUUCUCACAUACCCAGUUGCCAAUGCUAUCUCCUCGAUCUUGACGCACUAAAUCCUUAACGAUACAAGCCAGUCAUCUAGUGGAGAAUAAAGUGGUCUAUGUAGGGACCAUGAUGCUCUCAAUGGGUAAUUUCGUUGCUGCAAUCAUAAGUUCGGUCAACUUCUGGAUGGCAACCCUUCUGAUCAUUAUCAACAUCUAUGAUCAACGAGCCCUCAAACUCAAGGUAGCUCUCAGUGCUCACGAUAAUUGCAAGCACCGUUUCCUACGCGUUGUAUCGUGUUCGUACAGGUUACCAUCGCACAGACAAUGUCAUCUAUCGGUCUUUUCACGGACUCUGAUGGAUACCUUGCAGUCUCGCAACCUACUACGCUUUCUGGUGCGAUGGAUGUAUGAACGUUCCAUAAUUGGCGUGCAUCAUCGGAUUACCCGAAGACAUUCCAAUUAUCUACCGCCAAGACAUAUGUCAUCCGAAGGUGGGCCUAGUACCAAAUUAGUUUCUGGUCAAGAUAGUGGCACUCGUGACACCGACAGGUCGGGUGAGUAUCUUUCAUAGCGUCCGUUGGGAAUAUAUGAUAGGGAAAAAAGAUAUAUUCCAGCCAUGUGUUGUCAUUAGAAGUACGCCCGAACCAGUAUAUACAUCCAGAAACAAGGUAUAUGUGAAGAU